This is a messenger RNA of Amoebophrya sp. A25, 4593 nucleotides long. The record is from the annotation of a GenBank genome assembly. NCBI's taxonomy places the organism in Eukaryota, Dinophyceae, Syndiniales, Amoebophryaceae.
AUAGACUAAAAUAAAGUUUUGACAAGCGUUUUCGAUUCGUGAUUGUUGUGCGUAAGUAAUCUACUACGUACUUCUUACUAGCUUUUUCUAAUGAUCUAACGGACUGGCUUAACAAGAUGAUAGCAUUUUGUUUCAUCUAGAAAUUGUGUUUCAUCUAGAAAAUGUUAGGAACAAGUAUUCCACAAGGCUCCAUCUCCGGAGGUCUUCGAGGAGCGGUGACGCGCUCGAAAGUAGGACGUCUUUCACGAACAAAUCAACGACGCCGUGCCUUUACGACUUUCGGAGUGCUGGGUCGGGAUGAACGGGGCACCGAAAUAAAAACGCACUCGUGGCAAAGUGACCGGGAGUUCGCUGCAUAUUUGAGACACUUGACUUAAGGCUUAUAGUUAUAAAGUGCGAUUAAAUGGUAACUAAUGGUUAUUUCACCACACUUCUAGUGAUAGUGUCUGUCAGCACAGGAUGAAGUAGUAGAACUACCAGUGAUGAAGAAUAUUCGUGCAAUUCGUGUUGUAACCGCUAAGAAAUACACGGAAAGACGAAAACAAGCGGUAACAAAGGCCUCGAUCACCUUCUAGACCCGAAAGCUGUUGGGCUAACCAAUGCACGUCAAUCAGAGUCAACUCCUGCUCAAAAACAGGAGGUGACAUCUACUGCGGAGAAUAUAAUUAAGGCUAGUUUAUCACUAUCGCAUUCGCAUGUGAAGUAUGCUGAGAAUGGGCUCCCCCUUGCUUUAAUAGAGGGGGAAAGAGGGAACCCACUCAGCCAGGGAACAAAGUGAAGAACUUGUGCAGCUAAGAACAAUGCAACAGUUGAGACGAGUGAACAAAUCAAGGCUUUUGCUUCGGGGCAGAGCCAGGAGUCUUCACAGGCCAAGAAACCGAUAAAUGAGCGAAAUGCAUUUUUUGCCGUUUUGUUGAAGAAACUCUGUAGUGGUAGUAGUCCGCACACCUCCACUGCCGAAGGAGCGGAACAGCAAACCGGCUAUGCGACACGGGCACUAGCAAUCGUUCGCAGUGAGCUAUCAGCCUCGAAGUUCGCGCAGUUCGUAGAGGCAUGCGAUCACAGUGGCAUGCAGGAGCCGUGGCUUCGCGAGGCAAUCGCUCUCUGUCCGGCUAUCAUACAGCUCCACCAGAAGUCCUCCACUACUACAGGUUCAUCUUCUGAAAAUUUUUUUCACAAUAUUCUGCGCGCAGCUGCUGUUUUCGGACGAAACAACUUGUAUCCAGGAGACGUGCUAGAUUUUGUGACCCAGGAACACAUGUCGUUGGGUCCUUUGGAAAUGUCGCUUUUGCUGCAAGAGACCGGACGCCACGGGUUGCGAGCGAAGCAUCUAGCUGAUAGUGUUGUGCACCGAGCGGCAGAGCUGGUCAGAACAAGGCAAAUGACGGAUUUACGAGAGGUUCUGCGGUGUUGCGAGGGGCUGUGUCGAUUCACGCGAGAUUGGCAGAUAUUUUUUCACUCUUCGGCGCCUCUGGUUCGCUCGAACUUGUUGCGAUUGGAUACGAAGGACCUGCUCUUAGUCCUACGGUUUUCGAGGGAGUUGCGACAGACGGUUCCGUUGUUCCUAGAAUUGCAAAGAGAUGCGUGCUCUUUGCUCAAGGAAAAAACGACGUCCGAAACUGCGAGGUUGAAGUGCCUAAGCAGUGAGGCGGCUGAUGGAAAAGACCUUGGUGAAGACAUGAGAAUAUCGAUUGUUAAGGCAACAACAUCAAGACCACUAUAUUAAUAGCAACAACGUCGAGCACGACCACCUUAUAACUAAGUAUAAGUUUAACUUGGUACUAACAAUUUUCGCAUGCUACUCAAGCACUCUAAAAAUAGCAACAAAUGGUGCAUCUUUCCAGUCAAAGACGUCGUCCUGAGUACUCAUAGAAGGUUUUCUACUCUAGUACACACUUGAAAAGCCUGAGAAGUGAAUGCACUUACUCUUACUCUAAUGUUGCGGAUGCAAUCCGGUCUCUGCAAGACGUGCCUUUUGACAAGCGGUUCGCACGCAGUGUGGGCGACUACGUUUGUGCGGUCGAGGAGUUGCUGUUUAGUUAUACACAGGGAAAGAGCCUAGUCUUAAGGAGCAGGCAGUAGCAGUUGUUUCACCAUAGGGUACUAAGUGCUUUCGAUAUCAUCUCAACGAUUGAGACCUUCAUGCUGAAGCUGACUACGUACGUACAUUCAGUCAAAGUUUGAUUUAUCUUUUCGAUGUCAUCUCGAUGAAGAUGGACAUUUUGCUUCACGCUGACUAUAACACGCAGUGGCUCUACUAAAUCAAAGUUCAGAUGCACCACCACAAAUACGUAAGUAGACGUAGCAAGCAUUCUUGAAUGAACAUCAUGUAGUUAGGUACUCGCUAAUCUUAGAGGAUUUAGACCGAGAUCCGAAUUUUGGGAACACAGUCGAUCUCGUUCGUGCAUUCGAUGCUCUUACUAGCUGGUCGGCUGGUACAUCUACGUCUGCAGAAGGACUUGAAGCUUCUGAAGGGGGUGGGGAGGCAUCGUCAUCAUCUGGAGCACCAGGAGUAGGCAAGAUAGAAGACCAAGACUCCUCCGAACAUCAAAUUCAAAUAUCAACAACACAAGAAUCACCCUGCUCUAGAAGACAUGCGGUCCAGCAUUUUUUUGGAUCGCUCUUCGCACAUCGAAUUGCAGAGAUCAAAUAUUCAGCCAACGUUUCUCUCUUCCAGUCGAUCACGCAGUCCUUGAGUCGAGUUGGCCACUUUCACCAAGAGUGGAUGGAAGCGCUUACUCCUGUAGUGCGAGACAAGUACAUGCUGGAUCGCAUCUCCUUCUUUCAGCAGUGCACCUUGCUCGCUAGUCUGGCGAAGUUAUGGUUUGCUGUAGCUGUCAAUGUCAUAAUGAAGCUUAUUAAAUCGAGAAAGAUUAAAUGUCUAGUAGAUAAAGAUCUAAGUCAUUGUUGAGUACUAGCAUGGUCAGGUUCUUGUUGACGUUAUCGGCUUGUCUUUUUGCCAAGGGCAACCUUGGCAACGGUAAGUGCUCUCUUCUAUCACUCAGAUAUUCAUGAAAAGAGUUAGAGUGAGAUGAUUUUGCUUUCAUUGUUCCUGCGAUUCCGCGAUGACGAGACGUAUGAAUCGUUGGCCUUCAUGCUGUGGCAGGAGAAGGAGCUCUUCAAGGAAAUCGAGCACAUUUCGCCAGUCGUGUGGAGCCUAUGCCUAGUGCAUGUGGAGAGUCUUUUGCACGCCAAGAAUUCACCGCUCGAGCAUCUCUCUGUACAGGGGGACCGCUCUCAUGCGCAAGCAGGUUGUACUAGCACGACUUCGGUGGAAGAAAUCGCACGUUUAUUGGAGGAAAAAACACUUCUUUUGCCGUGUGAAGAUGAUCCUACUACUGAAGAUACUUCUAGUUCUUGUGCGUCUUCCUCUGAAGCCACAAGACCGAGUGAGAAAGAGAUUUUCUCUUCUUCGCCUCAACAAGCGGCAUUGUUUGACUUCGCUUUAGACUUCGUUUAUUCCCGAAUGGCGGCUCUACGAUCGGCUUCAAACAGCAUCAAGACAAGGCAUCAAAACAAAGGCUCACCGUCAUCGAUGUCCCAAGUCUCUUUCAUCGCACUAACUCAAUGUUGUUGGAGCUUCGUUCUCGCCGGUUAUCAUCGUAGUGCUGCGUCACAACGACAGCAAAAGACUUGCGAAUUGCUGGACGCUGUUUUCACGAGACAGAUAAUGCGGGAUGAUCCGUACAGUUCGCAAGCACCGAAAUUAGAAAGACUGAGCCAAAUUGCGCACUUACUUCAUGCCGAGGGACAAGGAGCUAGCCACGACGACUCGGACGCCGUUACUGGACUUCUCUCAUCUGCGGGUCAAGAAAGACUAAAAAUGCACCUAGGUGGCGGUGCGACUGAGGAGCCGCGAAACAUGAAACUCCAACAUGAAACUCCAACGUCAGACGAGACCAAGAACAGUUUUCGCUUAGUGGGUGAGGGCGUUGUGGUGCGUGGUGUAAAAUGCGACUUGCUGUUCGUUGCACAAGAAGAUGGGGAGAAUACCAAAACCAAAGAUGCUAGCUCGAACUCCAACCGUUAUUAUGCCGUUUUUCGCAAAGCGCCAGACGCACAUCAGGCUUUUUCCCGACGGAUUUUGGCAGCACAUGGAAUCGAUUCACGACACGUCGAAAUCGGUAGUAAAUGACGAGGAUGUGACGGUAUCUACACGAGGUGGACUAGGACGUAAAUGACGAGUAUGUGACGGUAUCUACACGAGGUGCACUAGGAUGUAAAUGACGAGGAUGUGACGGUAUCUCCAAUAGGCUGCCACAUAGUUGAACGCAUGUCUACCAUCUACACGAAGACUAGGACUAGGAGAACGAAAAAUGAUAUCGGGAGUAUUUUUGUAGGUAAACGCAAAGUUGUGAUUCGAAAGAGAUAAAGGAAAUGAACACAAGCAGAGUUCGCAGAUCGUGAAUUUUAAGAUGAAUGAAAUGAACAAGUGAUGAUCAGCUACGCCCAGAAUGAAGAUGAUGAUCUAGUGAAUGAUGCCUAUGAUGAAUGGUACCCAUAAGGCAGGAUCUCUGCGGGAGUUCAAUUGCUAUAAAACAAAUAAAAAGACAACUAGAUCAUCUUGCCUAUACUAUAAGUCUUGCAUGUGAG